GGGAGGAUGGAGCAACUUAGAGAGUGCGCUCUAGGCAACAAGACGGUGCCCCAACAUGAUGAGCCGGUGCCCUUCUGCCCUCCGCGCCUCCGUCCUGCUUUUCUUCGUCCUGCUCCUGCUUAGCGGAAGCCCUUCGCGGAGUCAAGCUGCUCCCAUGACUGGGGAGCUGCGUUGCCAGUGUAUCAACGUGGUCUCCAAGAUGAUUCCACUCAAGCACAUUGCUAAUGUAGAACUCAUCCCCGAAGGACCUUACUGUGCCGCGUCUGAAGUCAUAGCCACCAUGACAAAUGGGAAGAAAGUCUGCCUGGAUAUCACAGCACGCUGGGUCAAGCUGAUAAUUGACAGGAUUCUUCAACAGAAAUCCAGUACACCCUGAUGGAAGCAAUGAAAAUGAAUUUGGAAUUGUAAUGGAAGGUGCUGUGCAUGUGAGAGAGAGCAUGAGAAGAGGAAAGCCCAGCAAUCAAUACAGUGCAACUUUUUUCUACACAUAUUUAUUACUGAAACUGAUUUUUAAUAUGUUUUAUAUAUUUAUUACUUCUUAUGUCUGCAACUGUCCAAAAAGUUCAGAAUUUUACCACUGUUGUGCAUACUGUGAAACCAAAGGACACUGAAUGUAUACUUGGGUGCCUUUUUAAUGUUAAUUUACCAUAUUUUUGAGCUAUCCUAGGAUGGAAUAAAUAUAAACAUGCAAAAGAGUGCAAUCCAGCACAAAGUUCACCGGUGCAGUCUUCACUGGAGUGAAUAGAAACACUACUGUGGGUUCAGCACACUUCAGUGGGACAUGAGGAAGAGGGCGUUUUGAUGCACUGUGCUCAAUUUAUUCUUUGAAUACAUCCAAAAAGGAGAAAGGCUUGAGUAAGCGGAUAGGCCCAGGUCAUGAACGUGCAGCCCAAGAUUCUUGAUGUAAGCUGGCAUGCAGUUUCCAAAGGGCCUGCUCUAUUGGCUGUGCAUUGAUAGAAGAAGGCUGGGCUCCUAGUAUUUACACCAGCCUGUUCUAUAUAUUAGUAAUUGAAAAGUCCAGUAACUAGCUCAUGAACUAAGUGAUGUUCAGAUUUCCAACAACAUUAGAAGGGAAGAAAGAGAAUGUAUAACUUGAUGUGUGUUAUAAGUACAGAAUAAUGCAUUGGGAGAGGUCUCCUAUGUAGGCCUCACUGAAAUCAGUGGCAGCUGCUUAAGAAUACUGCCUCCUGGUUACAUUUCUAAAGUAAGGGGACAGUAUGGCAUAAUUACUUUCUUGACCUACAACUCCCUGAAUUCCUAACCUAGCUUAGCCCAAUGUUACUAGGACUGAUUUGGGAGCUAAAGUCCAAAAGAAAUGUUUUUCCAAGUUCUAGAUAAGAGUCCAGUCCAUAUCAUUGUUGAACUGGGGAAACAUUGACUUUGAUGUAUGUAUGAAAAUCAUUAUUUUUAAAAGCUGGAAUUUUAUGUUGACUUGUAAGAAUACCAGUGAAUGACAUGCAUUGAGAUAUAUAUAUAUCUAUAUCUAUAUCUUCCUUGUAUGGCAUACUGUCAUGUUUCUUAAAGACUAAGCAGUUUUGAUAAUGCUUUUGGAUUACAUGCGAUGCUAUGCAUUAUAAACAAAAAUAAAACUAUUACAGUAUCUUA
Pogona vitticeps (central bearded dragon) is the source of this 1605-nucleotide messenger RNA. Its product is annotated as interleukin-8. Gene Ontology annotation, molecular function: chemokine activity. Gene Ontology annotation, biological process: defense response; chemotaxis; immune response. Gene Ontology annotation, cellular component: extracellular region. The record is from RefSeq and is a predicted model, not a curated record. Lineage: Eukaryota; Metazoa; Chordata; Lepidosauria; Squamata; Agamidae.